Lolium rigidum is the source of this 909-nucleotide messenger RNA. RefSeq names its product BTB/POZ and MATH domain-containing protein 2-like. NCBI's taxonomy places the organism in Eukaryota, Viridiplantae, Streptophyta, Magnoliopsida, Poales, Poaceae. Gene Ontology annotation, molecular function: protein binding. The record is from RefSeq and is a predicted model, not a curated record. Bases 1 to 909 code for a protein of 302 amino acids. The transcript is spliced from 2 exons. Gene Ontology annotation, biological process: protein ubiquitination.
AUGGCCAGCAGCUCGGCCUCUUCGGAUAACCACGGCCAGUACCUGUCGGAGACGUCGUCGAGAUCCCUGACAAACACUGUCACCGUGGCGCACAAUUUCGAGAUCACCAAUUACUGGGAGCUCGACGGCAUGGGCAUCGGCGAGUACAUCUGCUCCAGCACGUUCAGUGCCGACGGCUACGACUGGAAUAUCAGGUUUUUCCCAAAGUCCAUGCCGGGGAAGAAGCAGCAUCUGCCUCUUGACGAUGGCCGCUUCACAAUCAGGUGUGUUUUGACAGUCAUGACGCAUCACACGCAAGAUGUAAGCUCCGUCGCAGUACCCCAAUCGAACCUGCACAAUCAGUUGGUGGAGAUGAUGAAGGAUGAGGAAAGCACUGACGUGACAUUCAGCGUCGGCGACCAGCUGUUCCAUGCCCAUAGGUGCAUGCUGGCCGUGCGAUCGCCGGUAUUCAAGGCGGAGCUCUUUAGUGAUAUGGAGGAGAAUGCUACUCGGCACAUCAAGAUCGAUGACAUGGAGCCCGCCAUCUUCGGGGCGCUUCUUCGUUUUAUCUACACGGAUGACUUCCCUGAUGGUUGCGGCGUUGAUAAGGACGCACCAUUGCAGCACCUGUUUGUCGCCGCCGAUCGGUAUGGACUGGAUAGGCUAAGCGCGAUGUGCGAAGGGAAGCUAUGCCAAAGUAUUGACGUGCAUAUAGUUGCAAGCACACUUGCCUUAGCAGAACAGCAUCACUGCAUGCAGCUCAAGAAUGCUUGCCUUGGAUUCGUGUCUUCACAUGGUGUGCUCGCUCAAAUCCGGGAAACCGAAGAUUUCAGGCACCUGAUAUUGAGCUGCCCUGCGAUUCUAGAUGAGAUUAUAGACAAGGCUGCUGUCGCUACGGGUAGAGUUGUCAAAAGGGCUCGACGUUCCUGA